UCCUACCAACAACAAACUCCUUUACCUGACACAACCAUGGCUGAAUUAAAUCGACAAUUACAGGAAUAUUUAGCUCAGUCUAAAAGCGGUGCCAAGACGAUAUCGCAGUCCAGCUCCAGCACAACAAUAAAUAUAGAAGAACCCACCGUUGUUCCAGGGAGCUGGUUUGGUACAUGGUCAAGUCCGUUCUCUGGAAGUUCUAACGCUACAGGCCAGGGAUCGAGCAGCGGCUUUUCCUGGCCAUGGUCUUCCGAGCCUGAUCCAUGUUUGCCCGGCAUCAGUCGAUCACAGCGUCUUAUCGCUUUCGGUACUUGUAUUUUGCUCUCAGGCAUAUGCUUUGGACUUUCGGCACUCUAUGCUCCAUUGCUCCUGCUGAAAGCACGAAAGUUCGCUCUGCUGUGGUCCCUUGGAUCGUUGUUCGCGCUGCUUGGGGCGGCGAUUCUUCGAGGUCCUAGCAAACUCAUAGCCAGCCCGACACCUGGUGCUGUUGUGUACUUGUGCUCCCUUGGGGGUACCCUCUACGCUGCUCUGAACCUCCACAGCACGUUACUUACCGCUCUUGGAGCAUUUCUACAAAUAGCCGCUAUUGUGGGAUACGUUGUAGCGUUGUUGCCAGGAGGGAGCGCGGGCAUGCGAUUUGUUGGUGGUAUGGCCGCAUCGGCAAUCAAGAGAACCGUGACAGGCAAGACUAUGCCGAUUUGACUGACAAUGAUUAUGCACUGACUGAUGAUUAUCCGGUGUGAAAAUCAGUGGUUUUUAAUCCUAUACGCAGUUACCAGUAACAAAUAUUGUACUGUAAAUAUGGGAAAUGCUGUACGUUGACAAAUGUAACUAAGUGGGAUGAUUGCCACACUAAUGUUAAUUCCGGCAGAAUGGCAAUUAAUUCAUAUUUUUCCACUGUAACGAAAUGAAAAGGACCAAGGUCAAAUAGUGUUGAUAAACUAGAAAACUGCAGAUCAUAUCUAACAUUUUUAUCUUUGUAAAUAAAGAUGUGCCAGACUCAUCUUGACAUGCUACUGAAUAGGGGCUACAUGAAUCUUGGAAUUCACUAUACAUCUAUGUAAAUCAACAAUCAAUGGUAUUUUAGUAAUUCUAAAUUUCUAUUUUCUGGCUUGAGUUUCAUGAGGAAAAAUUAUGAAUUACCGCAGUUUUGAAUUUACACACAAAAGGUUUAGGCUCCUGUAACUAUAAGAAAGCAAGUAGCUAUGCCAUUUCUUUGUUUUGGUGAAGGAACAUUAAACUAACAUGUAAGCUGA
Molecule: messenger RNA, 1256 nt
Organism: Electrophorus electricus (electric eel)
Lineage: Eukaryota; Metazoa; Chordata; Actinopteri; Gymnotiformes; Gymnotidae
Gene: sft2d3
Product: SFT2 domain containing 3
Biological process (GO): vesicle-mediated transport
Cellular component (GO): membrane
Source: RefSeq, a predicted model, not a curated record